Recurvomyces mirabilis is the source of this 1362-nucleotide messenger RNA. RefSeq lists its product as uncharacterized. The record is from RefSeq and is a predicted model, not a curated record. The transcript has a single exon. The coding region runs from base 1 to 1362 and encodes 453 amino acids. Lineage: Eukaryota; Fungi; Ascomycota; Dothideomycetes; Mycosphaerellales; Teratosphaeriaceae.
AUGGGCUCGAUAAGCAGUCCCACCAUCGACCCAGAUGUUCACCUCGUCAUCUCUGCCUGUCCAGGCUAUGGCCACAUCCGACCCCUACGCUCAAUGGCACAGAGUCUGAGCAGCGUGGGCGUACCGAUGACCUUCAUCACUGCAUCACAUUUCGCCAACAGUCUCACCCAUAUAGAUGGUCUUGAAUUCGUGCCGCUGUCAGGCAAGGCAAACUACACCAUGGACAGACUGAACGACUACUUUCUUGACCGCGCCAACCAACCCAAAGGACCGUUUCAGUUCCUCUGGGAUCUCGAACACAUCUUCUUCGGCUGUUUACCAGAGCAGCACGCUGCCCUUCAGUCCGUCAUCACCCGACCUGAGCUGGCGAGGAAGAAGAUCAUUCUGAUCUCCGAUGUGUCUUUCACGGGACCUAUGCCUAUGAUGCUCGAGAGUCCUGGAACACGUCGGGUACCAUUAAUAGGAGUCUCCUUCUUCCCCAUAGCCGUGCAAAGCAAAGACACCGCGCCCUUCGGCAUGGGUCUACCCAGCCAAGGCGAAGCCAAAAACAUGGAACUGAACGCGCAAGCAACGGCGAUGCUGACACCAGUUCGAAACGUCCUUGAUCGCGUUCUAGAACCUUUCAAUUGCCAGAAGCCGCUUCCGCAUCCGAAUCCAGUCGACUGCUGGUUCCUAACACCAGACCUACUACUACAACUUUGCAUCCCAGCCAUGGAAACCCCGCGCUCUGAUCUCCGCCCCAACGUGCGCUUCAUCGGGACCUUCCUCGGCGCGAACUCCUCCCGUCCACCACCAGAUUGGUUCGACGACUUCGUCAUAAACUCCCAUUCCAACCACCCACUUGUGAUCGUCUCCUCCGGCUCCCUCCCAGGCACCGACGCCGCAGACCUCAUCCUUCCCACAAUAACAGCCUGCUCGACCCUCCCCGUCCGCCUCAUCGUCUGCGCCGUCUCCGUCCAGAAACCUGCGAGCUUCGACCUCCCCGAGAACUGCAGGUGGGCAGAAUGGAUCCCCUUUGAACUCCUGCUUCCGCACGUCAACCUCGUGGUCAAUAAUGGCGGCUAUAGCGCCAUAUCCCAAGCCUUCGCCGAGGGGAUACCCAUGGUCGUUGCAGGCGUGACGGAAGAUAAAGCUGAAGCUACUGCGAGGGCGGCGGCGACGGGCGCGGCAGUCAAUCUGGCUACGCAGACGCCUGGUGCGGAGCAGAUUAGGGAGGCAGUGGAGAAGGUUUUGGGGGAAAGGAGGUAUAAGGAGAGGGCGAUGGAGUUGAAGGAGGAUUUUGCGAGGUGUGAUGCCGUGGGGAGUAUGGUGCAGGCUAUUAAUGAGAUGGCUGAGAAGUUCUAUGGUGGAGGUAGUGACUAG